Messenger RNA from Pelobates cultripes (western spadefoot toad), 282 nucleotides. The record is from the annotation of a GenBank genome assembly. NCBI's taxonomy places the organism in Eukaryota, Metazoa, Chordata, Amphibia, Anura, Pelobatidae.
AUGGAAGACCGCAGUCGGUGCACAAAUGUCAAAAUUCUAGGAAUCUCAGAUAUAAUUGGGCCAACCGAAUUGCCACAGUAUCUGGAAAGGCUCACUGCGGUGCUCCUCCUGCAGGUCCAGGCUAAGAAGCUUGAAUUCAACAGCCAUUUUCGCAUAAACAAAGACAAACAGGCACCUCCAGCAGCCUCACGAGACGUCAUAGUCCAAUGCCACUCCAUGUCGGACAAACGCAGCAUUCUACCAGCUGUUAGCAGCAAGACCCCACUUGACUUUGAGUCAUGA